GCUCGCCUCCGGCACCAUGGCGACCGCGCGGGGACUGCGGCCGCUGCUGACGCUGAGCCGGUGUAGCCGCGGGCGCGGAGGAGCCCCCGGAGCCCCCGGGUCCCGAGCGCUCGCGGGGGUCGCGCCGGGCGCGUCGCAGGUGGACAACAGCUCCGGCUUCCUGGGGCGGAGGCCACACCGCCGGCACCCCGGCGUCCUGCAGCUGCCGUGCGUGCGGGUGCCGCCCGUGCUGGCCGCCGCGGCGCGGGCCCUGCUGCUCGAGAGCUCGCUGCCGGGCGUGGAGGCGCAGGUGCCGGCGCUGCGCAACUACCUGUGGAGCCGCCGUGUGCCCGUCGAGCCGGAGGAGCUGCAGAGGCGCGCGCGGCGCCUGGAGGAGCGGCUGCUGGAGGACGCAGACGUCCCCCCGGCAGAGGAGAGGCUUCGCCAAGCCGUGCUGCAAACCCUGCGCAGAACUACCUACCAUUGGCAAGAACUGACCUACAAUGAGAGACUGAGCCUGGUAUAUAUGGCGGCAAGACUGGAUGGCGGCUUUGCAGCGGUCUCCAGGGCGUUCCAUGAGAUCCGGACUCGAGUUCCCAAGUUCCAGCCCCAAACCCUAAUGGACUUUGGCUCGGGUACCGGCUCUGUCACUUGGGCCGCUCACAGUGCUUGGGGCCAGAGCCUCCGUGAGUAUAUGUGUGUGGACAGCUCAGCUGCUAUGUUGGAUUUGGCAGAAAAGCUACUGAGAGGUGGCUCAGCGUCCGGGGAGCCUCACGUUCCAGGUGUCUUCUUCAGGCAGUUUCUCCCUGUGUCACCCAAGGUCCAGUUCGAUGUGGUGGUGUCGGCCUUCUCCCUAAGUGAACUGCCCAGCAAGGCUGACCGCACUGAGACCAUCCAAACCCUGUGGCGCAAGACAGGUCACUUUCUGAUAUUGGUAGAGAAUGGAACAAAAGCUGGCCACUGCCUUCUCAUGGAUGCCAGGGACCUGGUCCUCAAGGGGAAGGAGAAGUCACCUCUGGACCCUCGACCUGGCUUUGUCUUUGCCCCGUGUCCACAUGAACUUCCUUGUCCCCAGUUGGCAGCCUCUAAACCUCUGGCCUGUAGCUUUUCUCAGGCUUACCACUGCAUCCCCUUCAGCUGGAACAAGAAGAAGCAAAAAGAGGAGAAGUUCUCGAUGGUAAUUCUUGCCCGGGGGCGUCCAGAGGAAGCUCCUCGAUGGCCGCGUCUCACUCAGCCUGUCCUUAAACGGCCACGCCACGUGCACUGUCACCUGUGCUGUCCAGAUGGGCACAUGCAGCACGCUGUGAUCACAGCCCGCCAGCAUGGCAGGGAUUUGUAUCGCUGUGCUCGCGUCAGCUCCUGGGGAGAUCUUCUACCCGUGAUCACACCGUCAGAGUCGGAGCUGCCCCCGUCCCCUGCUGAAGACCCCCUGAGGGUCGACAAGGAUGCGUAACAAGUGUUUUCUUCCUUAGGCCUGCCAAGGCUGAAGCUACCUGGCAUCCAGGGUGGGAGCGCUGGUAGCCCUGUGUGUUCUCGCUUUAGAGGUUUUAAUAAUAAUAAAGUUUUCAAAGCGUAGAA
Messenger RNA from Canis lupus familiaris (dog), 1557 nucleotides. RefSeq names its product methyltransferase like 17 (gene METTL17). The record is from RefSeq and is a predicted model, not a curated record. The coding region runs from base 17 to 1432 and encodes 471 amino acids. Gene Ontology annotation, biological process: translation. NCBI's taxonomy places the organism in Eukaryota, Metazoa, Chordata, Mammalia, Carnivora, Canidae. The transcript has 14 exons. Gene Ontology annotation, molecular function: methyltransferase activity; structural constituent of ribosome. Gene Ontology annotation, cellular component: mitochondrial small ribosomal subunit.